This is a messenger RNA of Haliotis rufescens (red abalone), 4886 nucleotides long. Its product is annotated as ankyrin-3-like. Gene Ontology annotation, molecular function: protein binding. The record is from RefSeq and is a predicted model, not a curated record. The transcript has 11 exons. NCBI's taxonomy places the organism in Eukaryota, Metazoa, Mollusca, Gastropoda, Lepetellida, Haliotidae. Bases 155 to 4573 code for a protein of 1472 amino acids.
CGAGAUAUACUAAUGAAUAAUCACAAAGGGCGCCACUAGAAUGUGUUUUAACUGCAAAGAGUCAGUUAUCAUUGAUACAUAGAAGGUUGUGUGGUUCAAGAAAUGAAGGAUUAUCACAUAUAUAAGGCUCUACAGUGUCGAGUCCGCCCAAACCAUGCAGAUACAUUACCUAGCUCUGCUGAUACUCAUAGUUGAAGCAUACGGAGAAGACAGCUGUGGAUGGGGGAAAUAUGGAGACAAGUGCGACAAAGAUUGCCCUUUGACCUGCAUCUCUGACCCAGUACGAAACCUCAGACACUGCCACAAGGAGACAGGGAAGUGCUCGGAGGGGUGUGUGCCGGGGUGGUUUGAGGAUCUCUGUGACCACGCUUGUACCAGGAACUGCUUGAGAAACACCUGUAAUCGCCAAAAUGGCAUCUGCACGUUUGGAUGUAGUGGAAACUACACAGGGGACUUCUGUAACAUUAUUCCAGGCACUUCGAGGACACCUCCCAGGGAAUACAGCACACGCACGUCGGCAACACCUCCCAGGGAACACAGCACACACACAACGCCGACAGAGAAAACACUGGACCUCGCUGCGAUACUUGUCCCUGUGUUCCUCAUCCUGGUUGCUGUCCUCGCUGUGGUGGUGUUCAUACUGCGAAAACGAAAAAAGCGAAAAACCAGACGAAUUCGCGAUGCACUGGCAGCUAUAAUUCCACGCUGGAGAAGAACUAAUACAGCUAGCAGUGCUGAUGAAGAAGAGCCGUUCUUUACAGAGCGAGGUGGAGAAGCCUUUGCCACAUCCAAAAGAGACGAUGAUUCCAUCUGCAGUUUUGUGGACGAUGUAAACCUGUUAUCUGAUGAUCAAGAAGAGGUGAUAAAGGAUAUCAAAAAGGCAUAUGUUGAAACUGAGACUUUCAAGAAGGUGAAAGAAAAACUGGAGACGUUUGGCCAUGUGACAAUAAGCGGCGCUCCAGGAUCUGGUAAAACAUCCAUGGCCCUGAUGCUGGGAGAUGAAUACAGGUGGCAGGGGUAUGAGCUGGUGCUGGUUGAGGAUGUUGAUAAAGUACAGUUGUCUGAUUAUAUGGAUAAAGAUGAAGACGUGUGUGUCAUAUUUGAUGACAUGUUUAAGGCAGUCAGAUCAUACACGGAUCUGUUCAGUCUUAAGCACUUAUUGUAUGACCUUCAAGUGCUCCUGGAACAGUGUGGUGGAAGGGCUGAAAGACGGUACGAGUGCCUGCAACAAGAACCAAGUGAGGACCAGAGAAAAGUCAGUCAACGAAACAUAUUGCUCAUAUUCACUGCAGAAACCGACAGUCUUGAGUGGGCAAUGUCAAAACUGGAAGACCAACGUGUUUUCCAAAGCUCAUCACAUGUCAGACUAGGUUUUACACGUGAGGAAAAGGAAGCUUUGUGGCGGAAAUACAGAUGUCUGUAUACAAGUAGAGCAGAAGUUGAUGUGAACAAAAUUAUUUCAUGCGAAGAAACAACUGUCGGUUUUCCUCUUGUAUGCAAACUUUUUGCAAGAUAUUCUGGCUUUCACACACAUCAUGAACUGUUUUUCGAGGACCCUGUUGUUUGUAUAAAACAUCAACUUCUUACGAUUAUGAGCCUAUUGGAUCAAAAGUCAGCAGCUCUCAUCCUGCUGUUACUGUGUGACGGCCAUCUGGACAUCCGCCAGCUGGAGACUGAAUGUGACCCAAAACUAGAGGCCCACUUCAAAGACGUUACACGUAUUGUGAAGACAUCAGCAAGACAAGAUGUUGUGAAGUCUAUCAGGAGUUUUUGUGGUACAUUUUUGACAGGAGGAAACAUGGCAACAUUUUCCCAUUCUGUAAUUUAUGAUGUUUGCGCUUCUGUCUUAUUCAGUAUUGCACCAGAGUUUACACUAACACAUUGCAGUAUUAAGUUCCUCUUAGAUCAUGUGCAAGUUCAGCAAGCCAACGUUUCUUUCUCAGGAACACUUGUUGCCAGAAUGGCUGCAGCUGUUUUCGGUGGUGCUUUCAGUACAUACAUGUGGCACCCCAUAUGGAAAAGGCAAGAUACAGCUGACAUAUUAUCACAGAUGAUCACGGAUCGAGCUACCUUGUCUGAUGAUGCCAAGGACAACAUUCUCCUUUACGCCUGUUUCACUGGGAAGAAGUAUAUCCUAGAGCGACUUCUUCCUCACUGUGACAUCAAUAGGCGUGGGUUGAGUGGCUGGACACCAGUGAUGUAUGCAGUUGUGUCUGGACAGAUAGACUGUUUGGACAUCCUUGUGAAACACAAAGCUGACAUUACUUUAUGUGAUAUCAGCAACUACAAUGUAUUGCAUUUGGCGUGUCAACAUGGACAUGGGCCCACUGUAAAACGUGUAAACAGGGAAGUAAGGACACUUCAUGCUGAUUUGGUUAAUGCUCGAGGAAUACAUAAUUAUUGGACGCCAAUUAUGUGUGCAGUGGUCUUUGGGGAUGAAGUUGCCUUAGACUAUCUUAUCAAAGAAAAGAAGAAGUUUGAGAUCAUGAAAAGACACAAACUAGAUUUAACCUUAAGAGAUAGCAACAACGACACUGUGCUUCAUCUUGCAUGUCGCUUUGGAACCAUGUCCACUGUAGACGGUCUGCUCCCCCACACAGUUAUAAAUAGUCGGGGCAACAAUGGACAGACCCCAGUAAUGUCUGCAGUAUUGUCUGGAAAGAAGGCAACGUUCGACCUUCUUGUGUCAAACAAAGCUGACACCACACUGACUGAUCAUGACAACAACAGUGUCCUUCAUUUGGCUUGCCACGUUGAUGAUGUAUCCCUCAUAGAGCAAAUCGUGCCAAUGUUUGACAUCAAUAGUCGGGGAAAACAUGACUUGACACCAGUGAUGAAGGCAUCUGUAAAUGGAAAGAUAGAUGCAUUCAACAUCCUGAAUACCCUGGAGGCGGACCUCACACUUACUGAUGACAACAACAACAAUCUCCUCCAUCUUGCAUGUCAUGGGGGAAAUGUCUCCAUUGUUCAACUGUUACUGCCAAAGUUUGACAUCAACAGUCGGGGAAACAACGGAUGGACGCCAGUGAUGUGUGCAGCUGCCAGUGGAGUAGAGGGUGUGUUCCACCUGCUUGUGUCACGGGGGGCUAAUCUCACACUGAGGGAUGACUACAACAAUUAUGUAUUCCAUUUAGCAUGUAUAGGUGGAAAUAUUUCCAUUGUGAAACAUCUAUUGUCAGGGACAGACAUCAAUUGUCUGGGAAACCAUGGGAGAACAGCUAUAAUGAUUGCAGCUUUGCUUUCAAAACCAGCUCUUUUCAAACUACUGUUGACAAAGAAGGCCGAUAUCACACUGACUGAUGAUUAUAAAGACACAGUCUUGCACCUUGCGUGUCAGGGUGGGAAUCGUUCCAUUGUGAAAUAUCUGAUGCCAAAGUUUGACAGCAAUGCUCCUGGAAGACAUGGGUGGACAACACUUAUGAAUGCAGCUUGGGCUGGGAAGAUAGAAGUGUUCAACCUACUUUUCUCAGAGAAAGAUGAUGUGCCACUGUCCAAAGACAAUCUUGACAAUGUCCUGCAUUUGGCAUGUCAUGGUGGAAAUACCGCCAUGGUGGAAUGUUUGCUGUUGAUGUGUGACAUUAACAGUAAGGGAAACAAAGGGCGGACACCAGUUAUGGUUGCAGCAUGGGCGGGACAGAGGGAUGUGUUCGAUUUGCUUGUGAGGAAGAAGGCUGAUCUCACUUUGAUUGAUGACAACACAGACAAUGCUCUACAUCUGGCAUGUCGAGGAGGGAACACAGCCAUUGUGGAAUCACUUCUGAAGAUAUUGGACAUUAAUACGAAGGGACAGAAAGGCUUGACACCAGUGAUGUAUGCAGCUAGGUCUGGACAGAGGCAUGUGUUCAAUUUGCUUGUGUCACAAAAAGCUAUGCUAAAACUGCUUGAUGAUUCUGGGAACAAUUUACUGCAUCUUGGUUGUCAGGGUGGAAAUCAGUUCAUCAUAAAGUAUCUCCUGACCAAGUUUGACAUUAAAAAUUCGCGAAAAGACGGAUGGACGACAAUAAUGAUGGCAGCUGUCGGUGGAAAGAAAGAUGCUUAUGACCUGAUUGCAACAAGAGGAGGUAAUCCAUCACUGACUGCCCCUGAUAAUGAUACUGUUCUUCAUGCAGCCUGUCAAGGUGGUAAUGUAGCCAUUGUCAAGGCGGUGAUUGGCAAAUUUGACAUCAACACCAGAGGCAGAAAUGAUCAGACUCCACUGAUGAGGGCAGUGUGUGGAGGCCAUGUUGUUGUGUACAAAUUCCUGGUAUCUCAUAAAGCUGACCAAACUCUGGUAGACAAGGAUGGACACACUCUUCUUCAUCUUGCUACUCAGCAUGGUCAGCUUCAUAUAGUGAAAUACAUCAUAGACUCUGUUGACAUCAACACUAAAGACAAGGCUGGCUUGACACCUGUCAUGACGUCAGCAGUAUACAACAAAGAUACAGUGUUUGAAUAUCUCAGAAGAAGAGGCGCAGACUUGUCACUGGUUGACAACGCAGGGAAUGAUGUGUUGGGUCUCGCUCGUGAAGCAGGAAGCAGACAAAUCAUAGAACACAUGGAUCAACUGGAACCAGCCAGGAUGGCCAAGCCAUAGACUCGAAUGACGAAAUCAUGUUUUGGCAAAGUGUUUACUCCCACUAAGAUAUUGCCUAUGUGACGUUAAAUCUUAACUCACUCAUUCACUCUUCCACUAAGAAGAUCAGAUUGUUACACCACUGAAACAACUCAGGAGUCACUACUGCCCAAAUGCCCAAGCUGAAAACAUAGAACAGAAAGUAUCCUGACCUGAACCACGGGUGUCACAUAACAUCUAGCUUCUUGUACCGUAUGGCUGUACAUGGCUAUCAAAGUGAUGAUGGCUACAUGUGUCUCCGAAGGGUGUCACAUAACAUCAAGCUUCUUGUACC